Molecule: messenger RNA, 447 nt
Organism: Culicoides brevitarsis
Lineage: Eukaryota; Metazoa; Arthropoda; Insecta; Diptera; Ceratopogonidae
Exons: 3
Coding region: 24-353 (109 amino acids)
Source: RefSeq, a predicted model, not a curated record
UCACGAGCAACACCGAAAUCAAAAUGAGAAGCAUCUUUUGGUUGGUGCUCAUUGCGAGCUUUGUAGCGCUCGUUGCCGCAAUGUCCUACAAGAAAAACGAUCAAGAUGUUUACGAAGCAGAUCUCAUUCCUGUCUCGUCAACCGUGAUACCGUUGCACGAGUUAACGGUGACCUCGCAAGCAAACAACACGAAAUUGCAUCCAAAAAUGCUCAGCAGACAGGAGAUUAAGAAGAUUUUGAAGAAGCACAUGUUAAGUGAGGAGGAUCCGCAUCAAUUGAUUACAGCUAAAAAAGGUCGAACAACGAGUCGCAGAAAGUCUAGAAUGGCUUAUGUGUUUAAAAGUGUGAGAUAAAAACACGAAAAAAAAAUCGAAAAAAAAAAUUAAAAUUAAUGAAUUAAUAAAAAAUAAUAACCAAAAGUGCUUUAACUGAGUAGCAAGGCUCGAA